Messenger RNA from Macadamia integrifolia, 803 nucleotides. RefSeq lists its product as uncharacterized. The record is from RefSeq and is a predicted model, not a curated record. Bases 274 to 558 code for a protein of 94 amino acids. Lineage: Eukaryota; Viridiplantae; Streptophyta; Magnoliopsida; Proteales; Proteaceae. The transcript is spliced from 3 exons.
CCCCUCUCCACCAAUUAUCCUCUAUCUCCCACGUGGGACUCCUGGCCACACUCCACUGCAUAUUAUAUAUUUUUAUCUCUCUCUUACAAGUUACAACUAAUGUAUACCCCCUCCGGAUCGCUCCUUUCUAUAAUCUCUAACCAUAUGAUUUCCUAAUUUCUUCGACUCUUCACUUCUCUCAAGAGUUCCAUUCUUCUUUCUUCCAUAGAUCCUAUUGGUCUGCAGGUUCUUCUUUCCUCUGUAAGAGUUAAUAGGAACUCGACGAUCAAUAUCAUGGGGGACUCCUCUGCUUCAUAUAUCCAUAUGGUGCAGCACCUGAUCGAGAAGUGUCUUAUCUUUCACAUGACCAAAGAAGAGUGCAUGGAUGCUCUCUCUAAGCAUGCAAACAUAAAACCAGUCAUCACCUCCACUGUAUGGAAGGAGCUAGAGAAAGAGAACAAGGAAUUCUUCGAGGAGUACGCGAGAAGCAGAGGAGAUCGAAUGUCGGAAGAGGAGACAAGUCAAAAGAUCCACAACAUACUAUCUGAUCCCACCGCCGCAAGAGAUUCAGACAACUAAGCCCUCUCGCUUGCUUCAAUAUGAAAACGAUAUCUAAAUUUAUCUUCCUUCCUUUCCAUUCCAAGAAGAUUGGAUAUAAGUGAUGAUGGCUCUUGGUUCAAUCAUUACUUAAUAUGAUUACCCUAAUUUCGUCUUACUAGUUCUACUUUGUACUAAAUCCAAUCUCAAAAUUAAGAAUUUUCCACUUCAUGGUUUCUCGAAACAUGUAAUUGGAAAUUCAUGUGUACUACAUGUUCUUUUGUAAA